Messenger RNA from Suillus paluster, 588 nucleotides. RefSeq lists its product as uncharacterized. Bases 12 to 230 code for a protein of 72 amino acids. The transcript has 3 exons. The record is from RefSeq and is a predicted model, not a curated record. Lineage: Eukaryota; Fungi; Basidiomycota; Agaricomycetes; Boletales; Suillaceae.
CAAGCUGCGCCAUGCCUGAGGCAAUUCAACUAACAAACAUUUAUGAUUCUUUCAUGCAACUUGGUGAGAGAGUUCACGUCACACUGAGAACACAGCUUGGUAAUAUCGGUCGCUUGAACGCUCAAAAGGCAGUCUGCCUUCAAUUCCUCGAGGCUGUUGAACAGCAUUUGAACAUAAUCCCACCUGCAGAGAGGCAGGUAAUUGAAGCCAGUGUGGAUCGCAUGAUCUAGACACUACAACAACAACAUCGUCUGAUCCACCAGAUGCCAGCCCUAUCAACCUAGGACGUCAUACCCAUACAGGCACAGUCGGAAGACCCAGCAUCCACAUUCUUCCGUCUGAUCUUGCCGUCCUCUCGUCGGGAUGAGUGUCAAGGAGGCGCCUGGCUGAACUAUAUCACUGUCAUCCCCGCACCAUACGCCAUCGACUGCUUGAAUUCAACCUUUCACCUCCUGGACCUCCACCGAGGGUCUUCAAGUGAUCUCUCUACGACUUCAUGUGCUAGUGGGGUCCUUAUGAGCAGAAUUGAUGUACUAUAACUAAUAGAAGUUUUAUGCUCUACAUACUAUAUUGCACGUCACCCUUGCC